Messenger RNA from Vespa crabro (European hornet), 1608 nucleotides. Its product is annotated as integrator complex subunit 1 homolog. Bases 34 to 1593 code for a protein of 519 amino acids. NCBI's taxonomy places the organism in Eukaryota, Metazoa, Arthropoda, Insecta, Hymenoptera, Vespidae. The transcript is spliced from 6 exons. The record is from RefSeq and is a predicted model, not a curated record. Gene Ontology annotation, molecular function: protein binding.
ACAUUAUAAGGAUUAAUUAAGUGAAUUAAAAUAAUGAGCAACCAGAAUAAUAUCAUUGAAAAAGAUAGAGAAGCAGAGGAUUCAAAAAAAACUAUAGAAUCAACAGUUAUAAAGUUGUUACGUACACAAGAGUAUACUUUGAAUGCUGUUAAUAAUUAUGGUGAAAAUUUGUUACACGUUAGCGCAGCAUAUGGUUGCUCUAAUAUCAUUAAAGAAAUUUUACAGAAAAAAGAACAUCGUCAAGUUAUUAAUAGAAAAAAUAAAUUUGGUUGGACACCUUUGAUGCAAGCUAUUCGAAAUAGAAAUAGUGAUACUGUUAAAUUACUUUUACAACAAAAAUCAAAUAUAAAUGAUUCAACUUAUCUUGGAAUGUCAGUAAUUGGUAUGGCUUGUGCAAUAAGUAAAGAAAUGUUGCAAAUGAUAUAUGAAAUUUGUCCAUCCACAUUAAUAAAUGCAAUGAAUGAUGACAUUAAUCCACUAUGUAUAGCUGCAUUGAAAAAUGAUAAAGAUUUGUUUUUUUCUUUGAUCGAUAUGGGUCUAGAUGUUUCUAAAGCCAAUGAAUAUACACACAUUAUGAUGAAGCAAUCGACAGUACCAGAAAUAGCAAAUUUGGCAAGAUGUUAUGGUGAAAUAGAAGAUUAUUGGAAUGAUGGAUCAAAUGAUAUUCCAAUGAAAAAUGAAUCAAACGAUAAUGUUUCUAUAACUGAGCAUAAAAAUAAACCUCAAUAUAUUGUACAAAUUCUAAAGGAUUUUAAUAAUAAAGACGAUAUUUUGAAUAACAACCAAAACAAUAACAAUAACAAUAACAAUAAUAAUAAUAAUAAUAAUAUCCCUUUAAUAAAUAUUGAUACAUAUCAUACCGAUGUAAAUAAUCAAUCUAAUUUAAUGGAAACUUUAGAGAGUACUUGUAAAGAAAAAUAUUUAAAAAGUCUUAAUGUUGACUUGUUAGCUGGAGCUACAUUAUCAGCUGAAUCAAGUCUAAUAUCACCUACUUUCUUAGACAUCUCUAACACAGAAUUUCCUACUUCUCCAAACAUAUAUUUUGUGAAAAAUUGUACAAAUUUAGCCACUAUUAAUGAAAAUGACGAAAAGGAUCCAUUUAUGACAGAAACUGAAAUAGAAUAUAAUAAAUUAUUAGAAAUCUCUACAUCUACAAAAGAUUCAAAACAUUCACCUACUGUAAUGCUUAAAAGAUUACAGUCCAUACGUCCAGCAGACUUAGAUCUAACAUCUGUUCAAAAUGAUCAUAAUACUACUCUUGAAUUUAUACCAGAAUUUAGUCCUACAUCGUCACCAAAUGUUCCUGCAUAUAUUAAUGAUGAGAAUGUAUCUGGUGACAAAACACCUACACCUCCACGUUACAGAACCCCACCAAGAGGAAUGGUUCUAAAUUCACAACAAACUAAAAUGAUUGUUUUUUUAAAACAUUAUGGUUUAUGUCAUCAUAUGUCUACAUUCCUUAAAGAAGAAAUAGACAUGGAUCUUAUUCUAAUGCUUUCUGACAAAGAUUUACAAGAAAUUGGAAUAAAGGAAGAAGCUGAAAGGACAUCUAUAUUAACAGCUAUAAAAAUAUAUCAAAGUAUUGAAAUGUAAUAUUAUCAUAGAAAU